AUGAAGACUACGGUGAGAGCUUCUUCAGGGGUUUGGCAACCAACCGCCCCCGCAGAUGCUGGGCAUAACGCCGACAACUACGCCUUCUUCGCUGACUACUUGGACCGAGCAACCCCUUCAUCGCAUUCCAAGCUCAUGUUCAACUACUUGAACAGUAAUUCCGUGGUUCAUUUACGUGAUCAAGGAUGGGACGUACCCCACCAAUAUCAUCGAUCGGUGGACGUCCCAAAGAUGUUGACAUCCGAGAUCUGUCUAUGUCUAAAAUUAGCAAUCCCCAUACCAACGGCUACGGAGCGCUCGUCGCUGGGUCGUUGGGUCGUCGUUGAGCUUAUUAACCACAACGGCGCAUUCAACGACAUCGCUGGUAAUCAAGUCAUCAAUACGUACCACAACCCGCAAAUCGUCACAAUAGAAUCCUCACGAGGCGGGCGCUGUACGGUUGAUCCGUCACUGACAACCGAGUCCAUAUCCCUUCCAACCUCUGAGCCAUUCAAGAGCUUCGUUGCGCUCGCGGUGGAUGUUCAACGCGCUCUGUUUCCUAUCGGAUAUAUUGUCAACGAACCGGGUGUAUUCGACCCCUUGAAAGACGACCUCAUGCUAAUCAUCAAGUCCGCUGCAUUCUUGAGUAGAAAUCUUGAGCUUGUUCAAGGCAACCCGUACUUUCCCUCCCUUUUCGGUGGCGACAUGAUGAAGACUCGUUGCUUCAUGUAUUCCGAAUCUCUGAAACGAUCCUUGGACGAAAUUCGACGUUACCAUGAUGGACUCAAAUUUACGCUGAUUGUGCCGAUAUGGAGGAGGGGAGUGGGGACGCUAAUAUUGAGAACAUAA
Messenger RNA from Pleurotus ostreatus (oyster mushroom), 828 nucleotides. RefSeq lists its product as uncharacterized. The transcript is spliced from 2 exons. Lineage: Eukaryota; Fungi; Basidiomycota; Agaricomycetes; Agaricales; Pleurotaceae. Bases 1 to 828 code for a protein of 275 amino acids. The record is from RefSeq and is a predicted model, not a curated record.